AUGGCCACGUGGACGCUGUGCUUGGGCAGCAGGACGAGCUUGAUCUCCAUGGCCGGCAUCCGCUACGAGGGCACCCUCAGCGGGGUCAACACGGACGACUGCACCGUCGCCUUGGCCAAAGUGCGUGUGUGCGGCACGGAGGGUCGCCCCGCCGAGCGCGCCGUCGACCCUCGCGAGGAGAUCUACGACUACAUCAUCUUCCGUGCCAGCGAGAUCAAGGACCUGGCGGAGUUGGGGUGCCCGCUCUCCGCUCUGCACCCCCACCUGGCCGUCGUGCAGUCCUCGUCACGGGGCGCCCGCCCCCUGCGGGACACGCAGCACGGAGCCCGCGGCGGCCACGGGGGGCGGCACGCGCGGAGCCCGCCGGCUCGUGCGGGACACGGCGGACGGGGCGGCGGCCUGCACACGGAGGAGCCGCAGCCAGCAGCCUUUGCAGCCGCGAGGAAGAGCGCCACGGUGGAGCGGGGGGUGCAGACGUCCCCCCAGCGUCAGCAGCGACGGUGUCAGAGCACGAAGCGGAUUGCCGCCCAGACUCCCCGUGGGGCCCCGGAGCCGUGCGUUGAGUUGGACGCGGAGUUUGACUUUGCGAGCGCCAACGCGAAGCUGGACCGCGAGGCGCUGGACAGGGAGUUCCGGGGCAGGGAGGCCAAGCGGAGAGAAGCGGACAAGCCGAGGGGUCCCCGCACGAGCUCCCCCGUCUUCCUGGACGGCUGCUUCUACGACAAAACCAGGAGUUUCUUUGACAACAUUUCCAAAGACGGCGGCAGGAACUGCCGCGUGACGUUGGCGGAGCAGCGGCGCUUGAACGUGGCGACGUUCGGGGCGGACCUCCCCACGUCGCUCGCUCGCCGCUCCCUGGGGGCCGAGAGUGCGAGGUGUCGUGACUCGCCUGGGUAUGCCGAGGAUACGGUGGUGGCCGAGGCGCCGGAGGUCCUGAAGUCCGGCGUCGGGGGACCCGGCAGCCGGACGCCACAUGGCCCCGAAGGCCACAGUUCAGCACGUAGCGACGUGAAGUCGUCGUCGUCGGCUGUCGGCAUGGCAACUCGAAGCUGGCAGGCCAAGCUCAUGAGCUUCUGCAGCACGAGUGACUCCACAGCGUCUUCAUCCAUGCGAGGGUAG
Lethenteron reissneri (Far Eastern brook lamprey) is the source of this 1119-nucleotide messenger RNA. Its product is annotated as protein LSM14 homolog A-A-like. NCBI's taxonomy places the organism in Eukaryota, Metazoa, Chordata, Hyperoartia, Petromyzontiformes, Petromyzontidae. The record is from RefSeq and is a predicted model, not a curated record.